UUGUAUGUAAUUUCAUUUUAUAAACCUUUACAUUGAAAUAUGCAAUCUCUUCAAGUUUUUUCAGUAGUCCAGUAUGGAGAAUGCAAAACUGUUUAUACAACAGAAGUGUUUUUCAUGGCAGUUAAAAAGAAUAUGUUUGAAUAUCAGUAUGGCGAAGCUGAAUCAUUGGUGUACCGAGCUUCAUUGUUUGGCAUGCCUGACCUUCCUCAUUGGAUGAAUUACAGACAUGUAAACACAACAGAAACAGCAUACCUCUAUGGGGCUCCAGAUGAACCAGGAGAAGUUCAUAUUGAAAUUAUUGCAUUAAAUAAGGAUAACUAUGAAACGAGACAAACAGAGAUGAUAGUAAAUGUGGAACCAAGAAACAAAGAAGCAGUUUACGAAGUAGAAAUGAAGUUCUCCAACAUGAAUGUUGAAGAUAUGUUUCAGAACGAUCGGUUGAGGCAGAUAGAAGAAAUAUUUCGUGAUUACUUAUGGCCAGAGAGUGAGACUAUCUACAUUACCAUGGUAGCUUCAGCUGUUGAUGUUGGAGGAAGAUUACCUUUGGACCCCACCGAGAAAGAAGGGGUUGUUGUACGGAUUGGAGGAACAACUAAAUACUCACAGGAUAUACUAGACCUAGAAAGAGAAGUACAGCCCAUCAGAAAUAGAUAUCCAUGUCCAAGGGAUUACAAACGGACAUCAGCUGAGCAUUUCUUUCGUGCAAGAAACCUUAUUUCUGAUUGGUGUGGCUUCCAGUUGAUUCCAGAUGAAGAUACUGUGAUUGAGGAUAAAAAGCCAAGUCCAUCUUUCUCACCAAUCCUGUUAUCAAGUGAUGACUUCAUCCCUCACUUCCCUAACUAUCCUCGUCGGGACUUUUUGAUGGAUUUCAUAAUAACAAUUGUUGUUCCUGUGGUUGUGGUCAUCAUUCUUACAGUUGUCUUGAGCAGUAUCAUGUGUUGUCACCGUGAAAGCUUGGAAAGACGCAACUUGGAGACUUCAAGUGUGCAGAUGAAUCAGUACAACUCUAUUCAGCGAGCUAGCAGCCAGUUGAGGAAUCUAGCAGUGAAACGAGAAAGCCUUCCACGAACAGGUUCAACCCCUGCAUCAACUCUACCAAGAUCUCGUACUGGAAGUCCUUCAUCAACUCUCCCAAAGACAAGCACUCCACGGACAGGAAGCUGCACUGGAACCCUUAGAGGUGCUCCACCUCCACCUCCUUAUACUCCCCCUAGUGAAGAUUCAAAAAGAAGCACCCUGAUUAAAGAUGCUGAAUAAAGAACACUCGGCAGACUGAUUUUAAAUAAAUGUCAACAAAUCUGAAAUAAUCUUGCAUAUGAACACAAGCUACUGUGAAAUAUUACUGCUAGGCUAAGCCCUAAAAUAACAAAGUACUAAAUAUUUCCAAGUUAGAAUUCCUGAUACACUUUACAACAGGUAAAUAACAUAAUGAAGUACCGCCAAGGAUUUUUUUAUUAAUAGAUGUCAUGCUAGACAUAGUUUAUCUCAGAUUGACAACUGUUAUCAGCUAGUUGUAUUUUGUUAAGUCUGGUAUUAUUUAGAGAAUUACAUCUGAUAGAAUAACAAUUUUUAAAAAGAAAUAUUGUACUACAGAUCACUUUUAACAGAUAGCUUGUCUUAUGAGUAUCCUUAGAUAAUCUUAAGCUUGAAUGUUUCAAAUGUUGGUGUAUAUGUUGUCUGUCUCGUGGGAAAUUGUUGAUGACUAAACCAGCUUGUAUCUGGCAAGUGUUAUUACAAGUAGUUUCUGUUGUACUUGAUGUUUUUGCUGUUAAUAGGAAAUACAUAGUUCUUCAGCAGGAGUAAAGUUAUGUCUUAGUUUUAGUGAAUUAGCACUAACAGAGAGAGAAAAAAAAGAUACAAGUCUCAAACAGUGAAACUAAAAAAUUAUUAAAUGUAAUUUUUGGUUAGUUAAUGUUUAUGUUUCUUUUUCUGUGUUUGCAAGUUCUUAGAAUUUUAAAACUGAAAAUUUAAAGUGAUAUGUGAGCAUCUUGUAUGAAGUAGCUAUUUAAAUAAUAAGUUUAAGGUCAAAAUCACUAUUAUGCCAGUGUUUUGUACAUAGAUUAUUUAUUAUUUAUAUAAUUAUAAUUUUUUAUUAGACCAGUUUCCUGAAACAUUCGAGUUUUUGACAUGCAAACAAGUCCUAAAAUAUUUGAAGGAAAGUAGUUGUAAAAGUUUUUUGUGCCAAAGAUUAGUGACUAAAUGAAAAGAAAGUUAAUUUCUCAUCUCAGUAUAAAGAUUUGUUGUUCUUUGACAUGUACAUAGCUUAAAGUAUGCUUUUCGAUAUAUAGACCUAGCACAUAACUUAUCACUGAUAUUUGUUAAAAUUCUCACUAUAUCCAAGGGAUAAUUUGUGUUGAAUUGCACCAGAUCCCAAGUACAGUAUUUUUCUGUGUAAUAGGCAAGAAUUAUCCAGUUUGCAGAUGAAUCAUAUGAACAAAACAAAUAAUGGCUAGGUGAACAUUGUCAUGUAGCUACUAAUACUAACAGCAAAGCACAAAACCCUGAUCCACAAGCAGGUGGGAACAUGAAGCUACUGUAAGUCAAGGCCAGUUUAUAAAUAAUAUUGCUAUCCAUCUUCCUUAACUUUAAGGUUUGGGACUUUUUUGUACAAGAUAAGUUUAUGACUAAACAGCUUUAUUUAUCAGUUAAAGUUAGUUGUAAUUUCUAAAUAAACAUUUAAUGUACAUAUUUCUUCUGAAUAGACUUUAAUGUGUCUAUUGUAUGUUUCAUCUAAAAAAUGUAGUGGAUUUAUUUAUAUAAAUUUUUGACUAAGAGAUUUAAAUUACUAAUGAAUAUAAACAUAAAUGAAACAUUUAAAAGAAAAGCAUUGAUCUGCAUCAGUAGUUGGACAAAUGUUAUUUAUUUAUUGAAAUGAUAGAUUACUCUGUUUCUUUAUUCAGACUGGUUUCAGUUCACAUGUAAGAAGAGAGUUUUCCUGAUACAUUUUGUCCAUUCACUUUGAGCUGUAUUUGUUAUACUGAAUUGAUAUAAAUCAACAGUAAGCCUGCAUUACUCUUACAAAUGAAACUUUCUUCUAUUUGUCAAUAUGUGUACAUAGUUAUAUUGCUUUGUACCACUUAAACAUAAGAAAUAUUUCAUACAGUCUCUUUAUGUGUAUAAACGUUCAGAGACUCAUGGAAAAUUUCACCAAGAGCUUAAUUGCAUCAUAUAUUUUCACAUCAGUGCUGUUAGAUAUCUGCAUUUUAAGUGAAUGCCCUUCAGUUAAUUGGAUGUAUUAUACACACAAAUUAAUUAUAUUCAUGCUUCCAUAUCCUGAAUGACUGCAUAUUUCUAGAUGAAGAAAUGAGUGUUUAAGAUUAACAAUCCUCAAAAGCAACUAAAAAUCGUUUUUAAAUUACAUCUCUGUUUUGAAAACUUUUUAAAAGUGAAAACUAGUAUUUCUAUACAACAGAUGUCUCGUAUGGUAUCUAACUAUUAUUGCAUUAAGUGAACUUAACCCCUUCCAUGAUUUGCUGAAGAUAAGUGGCACCCACUAUGUUUCAAAAAUAUUUGCCUGGGUUAAUUAGGGCAAACCAUUUCUCACUGUAUUUUUAAUUAUUUGUUCAAAUUUAUGUUAUAAUGUAUUACAAAUAGUGCUCACUAGGUAGAAUUGAAAAUGCUGUUUUUGCUGUUCUCCGUCAGAUCUACUGACACUGAGGCUUUUUUUCAAACAUGAAAAUAAAACAGGUCUGAACAAAAAA
Messenger RNA from Limulus polyphemus (Atlantic horseshoe crab), 3701 nucleotides. RefSeq names its product epsilon-sarcoglycan-like (gene Scgalpha). The transcript is spliced from 10 exons. The record is from RefSeq and is a predicted model, not a curated record. The coding region runs from base 40 to 1257 and encodes 405 amino acids. Gene Ontology annotation, cellular component: membrane; sarcoglycan complex. Lineage: Eukaryota; Metazoa; Arthropoda; Merostomata; Xiphosura; Limulidae. Gene Ontology annotation, molecular function: calcium ion binding.